Molecule: messenger RNA, 6084 nt
Organism: Talpa occidentalis (Iberian mole)
Lineage: Eukaryota; Metazoa; Chordata; Mammalia; Eulipotyphla; Talpidae
Gene: ADAM19
Product: ADAM metallopeptidase domain 19
Exons: 23
Coding region: 38-2767 (909 amino acids)
Biological process (GO): membrane protein ectodomain proteolysis
Molecular function (GO): metalloendopeptidase activity
Source: RefSeq, a predicted model, not a curated record
GUGCUGCUGAGCCCGAGCGCGAGGGGCCGCUGCCACCAUGCCCGCGGGCGUGGGCGCUGCCCGGCUCUGCCUGCUGGCGCUCGCCCUGCCGGGCUGGACCAGAAGAGGAAGUGGGGAAGGCAGCCCCUGGCUACAGCAUGAACUAGUAAUACCUCAGUGGAAGACCACAGAAGACCCCAAGAGAGAAAAGCAUCCACUCCAAGCUGAGCUCAGGGUAACAGCCGAGGGGCGAGAACUGAUCCUGGACCUGGAGAAGAAUGAGCAUCUUUUUGCUCCAGCCUACACAGAAACCCAUUAUACACCAAGUGGGACCCCUCAAACCACCACGCUGAAACCUGAGGAUCACUGCUUUUACCAUGGGACGGUGAGGAAGGCCCCACAGUCCAGUGUCACACUGAGCACCUGCCGGGGAAUGAGAGGGCUGAUCAUGGUGAGCGGUAACCUCAGCUAUAUCAUCGAGCCCCUCCCAGGCAGCGAGGACUACCACCUCAUUUACAGAUCUGAACAUCUCCAGCUACCCCCGGGGAACUGUGGGUUCCAGCAUCCCAAUCCCACUGCCAGGGACUGGGUCCUUCAGUUUGCCAACCAGACCAAGCAUCAGCCUCGCAGGAUGAAAAGGGAAGAUUUACACUCCAUGAAGUUCGUGGAGCUUUACCUUGUGGCUGACUACGCAGAGUUUCAGAAGAAUCGACGAGACCAGGAUGCCACCAAACAUAAGCUCAUGGAGAUCGCCAAUUAUGUUGAUAAGUUCUACCGGUCCUUGAACAUCCGGAUUGCUCUGGUGGGCUUGGAAGUGUGGACACAUGGGAACAUGUGUGAAGUUUCUGAGAACCCCUAUUCCACCCUCUGGUCGUUUCUUAGCUGGAGGCGCAAGCUGCUUGCCCAGAAGAACCACGACAAUGCGCAGUUAAUCACGGGCAUGUCCUUCCACGGCACCACCAUCGGCCUGGCCCCCCUCAUGGCCAUGUGCUCUGUGUACCAGUCCGGCGGAGUCAACAUGGACCACUCUGAGAACGCCAUAGGUGUGGCUGCCACCAUGGCCCAUGAGAUGGGCCACAACUUUGGCAUGAGCCAUGAUUCUGCAGAUUGCUGCUCAGCCAGCGCAGCAGAUGGGGGCUGCAUCAUGGCUGCCGCCACCGGACACCCCUUCCCCCGCGUGUUCAACGGGUGCAACCGGAAGGAACUGGACCGGUAUCUGCAGUCAGGCGGGGGAAUGUGUCUGUCCAAUAUGCCGGACACCAGCACCCUGUACGGGGGCCGGAGGUGUGGGAACGGCUACCUGGAGGAUGGAGAGGAGUGUGACUGUGGGGAGGAAGAGGAGUGUGACAACGCUUGCUGCAAUGCCUCCAACUGCACCCUGAGAGAAGGAGCGGAGUGUGCCCAUGGCUCCUGCUGCCACCGGUGCAAGCUGCUGGCCCCUGGCACCGUGUGCCGUAAGCAGGCGCGGCAGUGUGACCUCCCAGAGUUCUGCACGGGCACGUCUCCCCACUGCCCCACCAACUUCUACCAGAUGGACGGUACCCCCUGCGAGGGCGGCCAGGCCUACUGCUACAAUGGCAUGUGCCUCACCUACCAGGAGCAGUGUCAGCAGCUGUGGGGCCCUGGGGCUCGGCCUGCUCCUGAUCUCUGCUUCGAGAAGGUGAAUGUGGCAGGGGACGCCUUUGGAAACUGCGGGAAGGACCUGAAUGGGGAACACAAGAAGUGCAACAUGAGAGAUGCCAAGUGUGGGAAGAUCCAGUGUCAGAGUUCUGAGGCCCGGCCCCUGGAGUCCAAUGCAGUGCCCAUUGACACUACCAUCAUUGUGAAUGGGAGGCAUAUCCAGUGCCGGGGCACCCAUGUCUACCGAGGUCCCGAGGAGGAGGGUGACAUGUUGGACCCAGGCCUAGUGAUGACUGGAACCAAAUGUGGCUACAAUCAUAUUUGCUUUGAGGGUCAGUGCAGGAACACCUCCUUCUUUGAAACGGAAGGCUGCGGGAAGAAGUGCAAUGGCCAUGGGGUCUGCAACAACAACAGGAACUGCCACUGCUUCCCAGGCUGGGACCCCCCCUACUGUGACACACCCGGCAAUGGUGGCAGCAUUGACAGCGGGCCAAUGCCCCCCCAGAGCAUGGGCUCGACAGUGGUGGGAGUACUCACGGCCAUCUUCAUGCUGGUGGUCCUCAUGCUGAUAUACUACUGCUGUAAGCAGAACAGCAAGCUGCGCCCACUCCAGCACGUAGUCCUCUCUUCCAAGUUGAGGCAACAGUUCAGUUGUCCCUUCAGGGCAUCUCUGAACAGUGGAACUGGCCACGCCAACCCAACGUUCAAGCUGCAGACACCUCAAGGCAAGCGAAAGGUCACCAACACCCCCGAGAUCCCAAGGAAGCCAUCCCAGCCUCCUCCCCGGCCCCCUCCAGAUUACCUGCAUGUCAGGGCCCCACCUGCGCCAUUGCCCUCCCAUCUCAGCACGACUGCUCGGAACUCCCCGGGGGCCAGCAUCCAAGUAGAAAGGAAGGAGUCAUCCAGGGGGCCUCCCCCAAGCCGGCCAGUGCCCCCUGCACCCAACUGCAUCCUGUCCCAGGAUUUCUCCAGACCUCGGCCUCCCCAGAAGGCUCUCCCUGCUAACCCAGUGCCAGGCCGCAAGAGCCUCCCCAGACCUGGUGGCACCCCCAUCCUGCGGCCCACUCUCCCUGGCCCUUCACUCACCCGGCCUCUGGCAGGCCCUGCCCCAAAGUUUCCUGAAUACAGAUGGCAGAGGGCUGGAGGGAUGACCAGCUCAAAAAUCUAGAGCCUUCCAAAGGGGCUGUGCUCUCUCCCUGAGGACUCUGCACCCGAGGCGCCAUUGCCACAGAAUCUGGAAGAAGCAUGUCCAGGAGCCUCCUUCCUGCCUCCCCCUGCCUCCCAGGACCACUGCGUCUCCAAAAAUUUCCUUGACUUCGUGCUGCCUUGGCUUCCUGGGAGGCCCAGAGGGAUGGCCAUCCAAUGGUCUCAAAUCUUGUUGGUACAAUAGACAGCCAGGGUGGGGGAGGGGGGUGGAGGAUGAAGCAUCAUCACCUUCCAACCUUCUCUCACCUGGCGCCUUACCUCAGAGGGGCCAGCGGAGCUGGCCACGAGGUAUGAGGAGAGGUCUUGGGCAGGCCUGAGGCCAGGUCUGAACUCGGGGAAGGCGUCCACCCACAUCUACAGUGGAGUGUGUGCAUGAGACCCUCCUAUUGUUUGUCUUUCUCCAGUCUCCAGGCGUGACCGGUGGGUGCUGAUCAACCACUCCUCUUAGCUCUGAGACUCUGAGAUGGAGAGGGCUUGAACCAGCCCUGCUGGGAGUAGGCCUGCCCCGUGGAGGCCACCACUCCUGCCUAGUGGUCCCAUGUGAAGAGGUCAAGUCCCCUCCCCCCCCUUAUUUACAUGGUCACUCUGAAUCAGACAGGUACUAUUCGUAGGCAGUGUAGACAGCAGGGGGAGCCCCGCCUCCUCUGAGCCUGAAAGCCAAAGCUUGCGAUUCCACCACCCACCUCCACUCUCUGCUGCUCUUUCUUUACUCCUCUGCACUUUCAAGUUUCCAUGUUUGGAUUUCCUUCCCUCCUCCAAUCCCUCGGAAUCCACCUAAUGUGUGGUGCUAUGGAGUGUGAACCUCAGGGCCCCGCCUUCCUGGGGACCCGGUGCUUGUUGGGACCCUGGGUUCCCUGUGUGGGUUCUCAAGUGUGACCGGAGUAGACUCAGCCCUGGUCGCAGGGUCACCGCUUUCUUUCCCAUUGUGUUUCUGACCUCAGCAGGGGGAGGCUCUUGACCACUCUCUGACCCAAAUCUUAGUAGUCAGGGGCCCAGGAUGGUGGCAGGUGCAGUGAGGGCAAGAGACAUGUUCCUGAAGGUCUGUCACCAACCUGACUUUUAUUAUGCACUUCCUGUGUCCACUUCUGGGUCAUUCACUGCCCUUAUCUGACCCUCAGCAGCAUGGGGACACCUCUACAAAGGGUCAGGCCUCCCUACAGCAGGGAAGGAGAGAGAGGACACUCUGCUAGCUCAGACAUCUCAUGUUCUCUGGGGCUGCCUCUUGGCCCCAGAUGGUGCUGGGCCUCAGGCCUCCCUGCCCUCUGUGGGGAGCAGUGGUUUGCGCCCAGAAUCCUCAGUGCAGGGAAGAGACUUGAGCUUUCUUUUCCCCAACUAUCACCCAGGAACCCCAACAGUUCUCUGCACACAAUAGGUGCUCAAUAGAUGUUCUUGGGUUUGUAGACCAGGAGGAGUUUUGGGGAUAUAUCCAAGGACAGGCAUGGGGGGGAUCAAGAAAGAUCUCAGGAAGCGAGGUUCUCUCCCUGGGGCCUUCGUGACAUUGUUGACACCCAGCCCCGAUUCCCUGGUGUGGGCCCUGGGUGCCCAUCUCCACCUUCCUUGCCCCUGACCAAGCUGGGGGGCAGCUUUCCACUCAAGCAUGCUACUCUAAAGGCCCCAGGCCUCAAGGCUGGGUCCCAGAAACAUAAAGGGAAACACCUAAAAAAAAAAAAAAAAAGAAAAAAGAGCACCCUUAAGCCCCACCUCGUGCCCCACAUGUUCCAUGAUUUUAGAGACUUCAGAGCUGUCACAUCAGGAGAUGGAGGCUCUGAGGCGAGGAAGCCAUGGCCACUGUGGCUGCUGAGCCCCUGGAACUUGAACUCACCCUCUGCAACCACACCGGGAAGGACUGGGUCAUUGCUUUCUUGUUUUGUUUUUAUUUGUUUUCCAUUAUUUUAAUUCAACCUCCAUCCCAUGAAAUCGUACUGUGAACUGGAAAAUGAUCAAUUUUUGAAAAAAAAAAUUAUAAAAGACUUUUGGCAGCAGGUCUGAGCGGCUGUUCCCCUCCCAGCUCUGUUCAGGGAGGUCUGGGACCAGCCCUCACCCUCCGGUGCCCAUGUGCUGCUUUGUGGUGACAAACGUAAAUAAGGACUUUAGGAGGGAGGAUUUUAUUCAAAAGGACCCCUGGGAGAUGGGACAGAGCACUGUGUGGGACUGGGCUGCUGCAAUAGGGGUGUGCUGUGAGAUCUGGGAGCAGCUCAAAGCCCAGAAAGCAGAGGUCUUUUCCUUUACGGGACCCAGUGACCAUGGCUAAAAAGAACCAGCUCAGGGAGGUCUAGGCCCUCAGCCUUUGAGGGAGGGACUGGGUGCUGGCUCAGUCUGGGGUGGGUCAAAGCUCUGUGGUGGGGAGGAGAGAGGCUGAACUAAAGCUCAGGAGGGAGUUAACAAGCCUCUGUUCAGAUGCAGAGGUUUGGAAAUCUAUUUAGAAGCUCAGCUAGCCUCCUGCCAGUUUUACAACCUGGAAAUUGUUCUUUCUGGCCUUGGAGCCAUCUCUGAAAUGUGAACCUCAGGGGACCUCCAGGGAGCUAACACACUCCCUGUCUCAGUGGGAGUUUCAGUCCAGGCUCCACCUGCUCACCAGAGGUUCUUUUUAGCCUUGUUUACUUCUCCCUCCAGAAGACAAGCCUUUUUUUGCCCCUGCUCUGAGAGACAUCUGCAGAUCUCAGGGUCUGAAGUGCAUGCAUAGCUGGUGCAGCGUCAUUACGGAUCUCAUAGUCUUGCAAUGACCGCUUUUCCCAUUGCACUCGCCCCUCACCCUCUCUUGCUAUCAUCCUGUUGAAUAAAGCCUUCCCUUAUCUAUGUCCAGAUUAGUUCUUAUUUGGCAGAGGGGAUGCAAAACUUUCAUCUUCUAAAUUGGGGAUCAGUUCUAAAGUCAGUGAUUGUGCUCAAUGCAUGUGUCACAGCUCUGCUGGACACCCAGGACAGCCAAAGACAAUGCCAACUGGAAAGGUGCUCCAUCCCUCGGGAAGCUUGUGAGGUUCUGCAGAAUCCCAGCCAGGCACCCCAAGUCACCCCUCCACCCUUCCGCUCAUCUUCACACCACCCACUGUGUACAUCUGUGUCUGGGAUCCAGGGCAAUGUGAAUUUUCUUUUUGUUUGGGAGAUUAUUCAUGGAAAACUGAUCCUCUUCUCUCUUGCCCACUAUUGUUUACAAUAUUUGUACAUCUAUGCAAAAUACUUGAAUGGGCCAUAGUGCCUUUUUUCCUUGUUUGUAUUUAAUUGAAAUAAAUUUUUUUGAAUGUUGUCUGGCUGAGUAGCUCUUUUGUUUAAUGCCUGAUGUUC